CUUGUAAUCCAUGUUCCAUGAGUGAGCCCCUUAGAGCUGGGGGUGUCUGUGCUGUGGAGGACUGUGCAGAGGUAAUGAGUUCUCCAAACUCUGGGAAUGCUUAUUAAUCCCUGGACUAAACUCUCUAACCUCUCAAGCAGGACUGCCUUGCAGGUUAAUGCUUCUGGCUUCCUCUGACGUGGUUUAUUGGAGCUCUCUGGUUGCUGCAUGGCACUCUCCUGUCCUCUCAUGUCCCUGCCUGGGACACACCUCAGGUGGGCCUGUAGCUGUCACCUCUGGGCCUUUCCUUUGGCACGUGGGAUGUGCAUCACUGGGUGGAGCUCAGUGCUCUCUCUUUUGGGUGCCCUGUAUUGCUUGUGUGUCACCAGAGUGGAAACACAGAGACUUGAAAGGAAGAAAAGCCUUGUCCCAGCCCUGGGUGGGUCCCAGAGCACAGCCCAAGGGCCCAAGGGUGCUGCAGGCUCAGAUCUGGUGGAGUGAGCAUGGAUUAUGGGGCUAGGUCUGGAGUCAGGGCAGGGGGUGGUGGUGUCACCAUGUCCCAUGACCAAGCAGUAAUUUGCACUUUGAGUCUUGUCCAGAUUUAGAUGUUCCCCCUGUGCCUCUCACUGUGCUGGAGCUGUUCCAGAUCUCUCACACAUCACUGGAGCUCUGCUGGUUGGGAGCAAAUCAUGGCUGUGGGCUCUGAGGGCUUUCCUGUGCCUCCUGCAUGGUCACAGGAACACAGGAGCGACAAUAACCCACCAGUGUAACCCAGUUCAGUGCUGAAGCCUUCCUAAUGUAGGCUUUGGAGCAUGUGCAGGAAUUUCAGCCCUUUUUCAAGGGAGAAGUGCCCUGUCCACCUGCCAGCCAACUUCUCCAGUGGUCUGGGCAAGCAGAGGAUGUGGAAGGGAGGCUGCUGCUGCUCUAGCUUUUCUCCUCUGAGUUCUUAGCAGCCAGAACCUAUGCCUGUGGCAUUGGUGAUGAUUGUGUUGGGAGUGUUUAAUUCAUUAUCCAGUGACCUUUCUACAUGAAUCUUAGAUUGGCCCAAAAAUCCAAAUAUAAAAUGUCAGGAAGGAAAUAUUUGCAUCCAAUUUUAAUCUUAUUCUAGGAAUUUGAAGGGUGAAGUCAUUUGAUGUGCAGUGAGAAGGGAGGAGCAGAGGUUCUUCCCAUCUUUCACACUCCCUUGUUCAGGAACGACCAGCAGAGGUUUCUAAAGAGAUGUAGGUGUGUUCCUCUUAAACUCUUCCUGCUUGACACUGCUUGAGCUAAAAUCUUACACAGCCUGUGGUGAGGAGGUGCAGAAACAGAACCCCUUCAAGCAGCCUUGAGCUGUGGGUGUGGUUCUGACCUCCUGCAGAAGGUCCUUACAUCAAACUCUCAAAAAUUGUGGAGUGUAUGGAAUUGAUACUGCAUUCAGCUACUUUCUGUGCACUUCAGCUUAAAAGGAAGUGGAUGAGUUCAGUGUGCUGAGUUUUGUGUUGUUGCUUUUAAUUCUAGAUCUUCAUCUGAGUUGGGGCUCCCUCUUUAGUUCUGCUGAGUCCCAAAGUGAGGUUGUGUUAUAUCUGCCAGGCAGAAAUGUUUCUUUCUUGUAGUCUUGUGGUGUUCUGCAAGAACCUCACACUGCAGGACUUUACCCUGUGAUGGUUCCUUCAUCCUGACCACCCACUGGGGGAUGGAAUCCAGUGGUGAGAGUGCUGAGCUGUCUCUGGCUGGUACCUGCAGCAGCCUAAAAUCUACACUUGCCAGUUGCUGGUGGUAAAAAUCUGCCAGUGUGGUACACCAUGGCUCAUUCUCAAUUCCAGAGGGGGAGGCUUUUUGUACCCCUGGGGCAGCUUCCUCAUGGUGUAAAUCUUGUUACUGAGAAAAGCUGAGCCCUUGGGUAGGGAAGCGCAGAGCCCACGCCCUGAGUGAUGUGGCUGUCACCAGCUGUGUUCUGGCUGAAACAUCAUCUGCAUCUUUCACUGAAUUUGGGCUGCGUGCUGAGUGGAGCAUCAGGCAGGGACAGUGCUGGAGUCCUGCUUCAGAGAUACUCGUAAGGAAUUCAGCAGAGUCAUCCUUCAGCUCAUCUCUUUCCCUGAUGGUUUUCAUCAUAUUUUCCCGCAAAUAACUUGUGUUAUAUUUGGAAAUGGUGCUUCAGCUUGCUAACAGCCAGUGAAUAUGAAAAAGCAGGAGAAGGGGUUGCCAAUUGACAGGGAUCUUUAUUAAUUUGGAAAAUAUGGGUUAGGGAGCCACUUUUCCAUGGAGAUACGGGAUGGUUGCACUCUGACAAGUGAGAAAAUGGUGAUUGUAGCCUGUUUUGUAUUUGGGGGAAUGCCUGUUGUUGGUAAUCCAGAAUUUUGUGGUCUCCUGGAGAAAUGAAACUAGGAAAAGAUCAGUUAAAAGCAUUGCCCGACCUUUGUGUGAAGUCCUGUGCUAAAUGAGCCCAAGGGUUGUGAAUAAAUUAGGAGUUACAUAAGUCAGGAGGGGAAUGAAAGGGCUGAGGGAAAUCUGAAUUCAACCACACUCUAAUGAUUUCUCUUGGAAUGAGUAUUUCCCAUUAAGUUAAAGUAGUAUUAUGAAAAGCCAGGAGACUGACGUGCAGAAGUGGGAUAAUUUGAAUCGUACAUUUGAAAAUAUUUUUAUAAGCUCCUUGCCUUUUCCCUGUCAAUUUUUUUGACAAGUCUUGUUUGAAAAAAAUAAUUGUGCUGAAAACUUCUGGAUUUUUUUUUCAUUUUGGUCUUGUGUGUUUAAUAUGAAGUAAUAGUACUCUAGAUGUAUAUCUGCAUGACUGAAACCAGUUUAAUAUCAUUUAAUUAGACAUGGGGAAACUGAGUAGGUUGUCCUGCUGCUUCCUGGGUCAUAGCAAGGCCUGGGGAAGGUGGGCAGCUCUGCAGGGAGGGUUUGGAUUGGGCAGGAGGAAGGUUUGAUGUUUACUGGCCAUAUGGAGAAGCCUCUGAGGAAGGAUUGACCAACUCUGGAGGACAGAGCUCAUCCUUAGCCAGUCUGGGUAACUGUAUUCAACACAGAUUUGCUUCUCUGAGGCAAACAUUCUUGCCUGAUUGCAGCCUUGACCCUUUAAAAACAGCCCCACCACCAGUGUAGAAACAGUUACAAGUUCCCCUACACCACAAACUGUGUCCAAUAUGAUUAAUUUGAUAUGUUUUAAGGCAUUGAUUUACUGCAUAUUCCCACAGUAUUCCCAAGACCAGGAUUAUCCUGAUCUUUUGUGGUAUCUCUGGGAGGUGAAUCCCAAUGUAGUACUUUGCUAUAGCAACAGAAAUAACACGAUUUGUCAUGGCAGAGCUGCUCUCCAGUGUCUCAGCUGUGGAUCAAACAGCUCAGGUAACUGGGGGCUCAGUGUAGCUCUGGAAUUCCUGUGCCUGCUCCUCAAGGGCUGAGGCAGCUCAUUCAGUGCUUGGUUAUUGUCAUGAAAAUGCUCAGAGUGAAACCAAAAGGAGUUUCAAGGUGGGUGGCUGCUGGUCUGUGCUGGGACUUGGAUUGUCUCCAGUACUCAGGAAACAGAAGCAGCAGGUGGUUCUGUUUAGGGCAGGGAUGUUCCUUUUGGGGCAGGUCCUUGCAGUGGCAGGAACUUUCCCUGUAGCCUUUGGUCCUGAAGAAAUACCUUCUGUCCUCUGCUUCCUCUGCCUAUUUAGUCAUAACUUCCUUCAUGUUUGCUUAUGUUUUUAGCCAAGGUUUGGCAUCAUUUCAGUGUAACUGUUCUGGAAGAGCUGCUCCCAUCUCCCUGGGGAGCAGCUCUGCUGAUGUAACACUGUGAGGAGAGGGCAGGGCCGUGCCUGUGUCUCUCUUGGCAGUGCCAUGCAGGGCUGGGAACCCUUCCUGCAUCCUUGUUCCCUUCCACUCAGGCUGAAAGCAAUAAACCUGCACAGACUGUCAGGGCAGUGCUGUUCCUGUUGACCAAGGUGUGCCCCACACUGAUUGUGUAAGUCAUCCUGGUGAUACAGGGAGCAGCAUUAAUAGAAAGUGCUUUGGGUUUAUUUUAUCCUUUCAUGAGUACAUCCAGCUAGGUAGCAAAGUCAGGUAUAGCAAAUUUGUUAGCAAAUGCUAAAAUCCAGUUCUUCCAUCAAGCUGUAUUUUUGUUGCAUGGUUUUCAAUUAAAAGAAAAAGCACAAGUGGAUUUGUGCUCUGACUUGCAGAUUCUGUGAGGAUAAAUAUAGUCAGCACUUCCCCCCUCAGCAUCACUAUGGUGCAGUUCUUUGGCACAUUCCUCCCCAAAUCUGUUCAGAAAAGGGAAAACAUUCCCUCUUGGUCCAAGGGCUGAGCAGGCUGCAAGAGCAGAAGUGUCUGACAAGUGCUGGAAGCUGCUCAGAGCUGCAGGUGAAGCCAUGAUCCCACGGCUCAGGCAGGAAAUGUCCUCUCCUGGCAGCCCCUGGGGUGCUCCCAGCAGUGAGAUGGAGCCAGAUCUGAGUCCCCGUUUCAAAGCCAGGUGGCUGCAGGCACUGCCUUUGCUGAAUGUUCCUCAGGCUGUGGGGAGCAAUAAACAGAGCUUUGACCACUCGAGCAACUGAGAUCAGGCACAAAUGUGAUCACUUGGCAGCUGCAGCUUGGAGAAAUGAGCUCAGGGUUUGAAUUCCGAGGUCUUGAAUCCUGGUGCUGUCACCUGCUCGCCAAAUGGCUUCAGCUCAGAUAUUAAUGUGUUUUCCAUUUGUUGGCUCCUCUGAUCUCGUGGAGGCAGACGGUGGACGGGUGUCAGGCCUGUGAACAUGGAACAAUGAGCAUCUGAGGGACUCAGGGGUGUCAGAUUUCUUUCUGGGUUUUGGAGCUUUGUAAUAAAUACGGGAAAACACAGGAGAGGCAGAUAAAAAUGCUUAACAGCGCCUUAAUUCAUUAGGUAUGGGUUGGUUUGGCAGUCUUACCCAAGAAAUAGCUGUGAUCUCUCUCUUCUCUUCUUGUAUCUUCACUUGUCCUCACAGGAACCUCAGUCCUGGCAUGGAGGAGCAUUUCCAUGCUUGUGUUUGCAACACAAAUCAUGCCAGUGGUUUUAAGAGUGAUGUUUUCUUGUGAACUUAGCUUGAGAAACCUGGCCUGCUGUGGUUGCUGUCAUCAUACCCAUCUUCACUGCUGUGUUAAAACCCAGCAGACCACAGACCGAAAAGGAAGUUUGCUCAGUGUCCUUUGGGGGAAGCAGUUGCCCCCUUGUUUGCUUUUGGAGGUGUAAGAUCCUUCCCUUGAUUACAGGUGGUGAGUUUGUGUUGUUUGAGUGGGUGUAGCCAGUGAAAUCUGAAAUCAUUGUGCUUUCAGUGCCAUGUGUUGUUGUGACAGACAGCCUUCGCCUGGCUUGGCACGAGGCCUUCUGGCCCUUUGUGCUGGUGCAAUGGAGGAGCAGUUUUAUUGAACUGGGAGAGAGGAGUGUGGGGAAGGGAGAGGCCAUGGCCAUGCACAGUCUGCCUCGCUCCUCAGUGCAGCCCUGGAUCAGAGCAGACCCUUUAGUCCUGUCCACUUACCAAGAUGAGCACAGGCAGCAGCUCUUACCUUGAAUUCCUCUCCUCCAUCGACCAGGAAUUGUGUUUUGCUCCAACACCUUCUUUGUUGCUCUUUAAUCCGUUGCCCAGCAUUGGGGGUAGGGAUGUUUUUUGACCCAGACUCCACUAUGUUCCUUCCCCUGCAAAAGUUCAGACAGCUCUGCUUCGUGCCUCAGUGUCAAACCUCAGCUUGGCUUUCUGCAAGUGGCACCCUUGGUUUGUGUGUCUGCAAAGUUUUGAGCUCCCACUGGAAGUUUUCCAUGUGAUUGAGAUGUUUACAGCUUGACUUUCUCUCGUCAUUUCGCCCUUGCUUAGUAAGGAUUAAAUUCACAGGGCAGUUUCUGUGUUCUUGGAAAACACUCUCUCCUCUCUGGAACUUUGUUUGCUACCAAGGAUGAUGGACCUUUGUUUGAAUCUCUUGAUUGUUUUGACCCCUUCCAGAAAUCUGACAUAAACAGGAUGAGCUCAAAUCUAAUUCCCAAAGGGAACUGGGAUUAAAGCUUGCUCUUGUUUGUUCAUUUGCUUCUUGGAGCAGUUGGAAUGAGUUUGAUAACAUGGUGUCAUUUUUAGCCAGAGAGGAGCACCCCAGGCUUGUGCAUCUGUGAAAAUGAUUGGAUUUUCUCCUCUCUCCCCUUUUGAUGUACUGAAUGAGGAGUCUGAAUUUUCAACAGGACAGCUCUUGGUUUCUCAUAGGCUCUUAGGGAGCCCAGUGCUGCCAAGGCCACCACUAAGCCCUGUCCCCAGGUGCCCCAUUUACACAGCUUUUAAAUCCCUCCAGGAAUGGGGACUCCACCACUGCCCUGGGCAGGCUCUGCCUAGGCCUGACAACCCCUCCCAUGAGGACAUUUCCCCCAAUAUCCAACCUAAACCUUCCCUUGCACAAUUUGAGGCUGUUCCCUCUUCUCCUGUCACUUGUUCCCUGGAAGCAGAGCCAGCCCCCCAUGCUGUAUUGAAACAGUCCCAGGAGUGUUGAGUGUUGCAAAAUUCUCAUCUUUAAAAAUGCACCUCAUUCCUGAGCACAGGGACUCCUCACUGUCUCCCUCUUCCCAGACAGUGCAGCUGAAGGUGAGCCCCGUGGAUCCCGUCCCUGUGGAUCCAUUCCUGCAGGUGUUGGUUGCUGACUCCAGGCACCUGUUUCCCUUCCAGAGCCUGCAGUGGGGUUUGUACUGAGUGAACAAACCAGCCCUUAUCCACCAGAGCAGCCCUGUGCUGUCAUGAACCUGCCCUGCCUGCAGCUGAGUGAGACUCCCUUGCCAGGAGCAGCCAAAGCCCCUGGAAGGUUGUGUCUCACUGUGGGUUUCAGUGGCAGCAUAAAGAUAACAAAUAAGGAGAAAUCCUCCAUGUCCAACAAGAUCAGAUGCUGUUGUCUGUGUCCUCUGGAGAUGCUGAGUUUAUGAAAUUCUCCUCCAGUGACAAGUGUGAUAUCAAUCAGGCCUCUAGGAUUGGAUCCUACAAAGCUUGCUGGGGGGAAUUUCUUUGAAGAUGUCAACAAAACAAGCAGGAUUACAGUUCUUGUGUUACAUCUGUGUUGCUUACACACUGUGCUUAAGGGACACGCUGGAAGAGAUUUGAUUGCAUUAUGUUAACAUAGAAUUCUUGGGAUACUUUUUUUCAUCCUGUUAUAUCUGAAUGUCCCUUUAAUGGAGAAAUUUACCUGUUGGGAUAGGACAAGAAGUAGAUGUUAUAAAUUAAAUACAGGAUCAAUUUACUUUAGGUAGUGGGAGGAAACUCUUCCCUGUGGCUGUGGUGGGGCCCUGGCACAGAGUACUCAGAGCAGCUGUGGCUGCCCCUGGAUCCCUGGAAGUGUCCAAGGCCAGGUUGGACAGGGCUUGGAGCAACUUAGGACAGUGAAAGGUGUCCCUGUUCCAUGGAGGAACUGGUUUUUAAGUUCCCUCCCAACCCAGACCAUUCUGGCAUUCUGUUGUCAUUAUGUUGUUUUUGGAGGGAGGAGUUCCUCUGAAUCUGCAAAUCUGAUGAAAACUGUUUUCUACUUUGACUUGUUAAAAAAAGGAUAAAACAUGGGCUGGUGUUGACAAUGCUGGCAUUUCCAGGCAGGCUCAGAUGGCAGCUCCAGCUGGGAUGUUCCCAUUCCAGAGAGCAGACCAGCAUCCAUGCCACAUCCAGAGCCAGAGCAUGGCCCUGAACCCACAGUCCUCUAUAUGCAGCGUGACCUGUGUUUGAUACCAAAGCCUUAGGAUGAAUUUUCCCAAGAUUUAUUCAUUUAUAGCACCGGGGGGGGAAGUAUUUGCUCAUAUCCAAUAGCUUUAUGCAGUUAAAAAGAAGGGAAUCUGGAGAAGCCUGGCUGGCCACGUGCUCCCUGCCUCUGCAGGGCUCUGGGAAGGGAUGGCUGUCAGGGUUUGUUUGGGUCUGAGCAAUUUUUCACAAGCUGGGAGAAAGGUUUUCCCAUUUCUUGGGGAGAGGUAAGCAAAACAGGUACAGCAGGUCAGUUUGGGAAUCUCAUUUCAUUUCUGAGUGCAGGGAAUCAUUACUAACCUAAUUUCCUCUGAGAUUGGGUUUUCUAAGGUGUGACUCUUGUGUGAGCUGUUUAUUUUUUCCAUCCUGCUGGAGGUUCCUGCUCUGUCCUCUCCAUGAGAUUUUCCUCUCUGUGUGGAAGUGUUUUAUGCAAUAACCCUCUCUGCUUUGGGGUCUGCAGCCUGUGCUGUGACCAGUCUGUGAAGGAGUUUGUGACCUGCCUCAAAAAGAAAAUAAAUGUCACGAGGUGCAGGGGGCUGGGACAGGGACACAGCAGGAUUUGCCCUGGCAGUUAGCUCUCCGUGUGGCACCACUGCUUGCAGCCCUGCUGAGUGGCAGGAACUGUGGGAAUUCUGUGACUUGGAAGCUCAUGUUCCUUUCAAAGCAUGCUGGUGUGCAGGAAAGGCUCAGCAGGGACCCCAGACCUGGGAGGCUCCCAAGGUCCAAGCCACAUUUACCUGCUGGGAAAGAUCCUGUUGUCAAUGCCAGCAGUAGGACAAACUUUCCUCAAGGAAGUUCCUUCAAAGGAGAAGUCAUGAGCUGAGCUUGGAGAGUCCCAUUUCCCCCUUUGGCUGCUCCCCAUGUCCCACCUGGCAGCCAGUGGGCAAGGGGUGGCCCCAAGCCUGUCCCUGUCCCUUCACCAUCGUGGCUUUCCUUGGCCAUGGAGCGAGGCCACCCCAGUGCCCAGCAGCAUGUUCUGCUGCCCCAGCUGGCUCCAGGGGGAUCCAAGUGGGGUUGGCACUGCUGCCGUAGCUGUGCCACAUGCCUGGACAUGCCGCUUGUCACCUAGAUGUCACACGAGGUUCCAUUCAUAAUGAAAUGGUGGUUCGGUUUAAAACAAAGGCAUCGCUUUUUGCGUGGAAUAUUCUCCUCUUACCUGCAAGCGGAGUUCCUUUUGGCCCAGAAUAUUUGUUGUUCCUUAAGAUCCUGAUUUGUUUCCUUUUUAAAUUGCCUGCUUACAAGUGCCUCAUUGCCUCCUCGGAGCGGGGCCGUCACCAGGAGCUCUCCCAGCCCCCAGCAGGAGUCAGAGCUGCUCCGAUGGCUCCCUGGUUCUGCAGGGCAGAGCACGGUCAUGGGGUGGAGGGCGUUAUGAUCCUGGACUUGUUGUGGUGAUGGUAAACUUAGCAGUGGUUUGCACUGGAAAAGGGAGGACAGAUCCCAUCCCUAUCGUUGUCAAGUAUGAUGUCAUGGGCAUGGGCCGGAUGGAGAUGGAGCUCGACUACGCCGAGGAUGCCACAGAGCGGAGGCGAGUGCUGGAGGUGGAGAAGGAAGACACCGAGGAGCUGAGGCAGAAGUACAAGGAUUAUGUUGAUAAAGAAAAAGCCAUUGCCAAGGCUUUGGAAGACCUCAGAGCAAACUUCUACUGUGAACUCUGUGACAAGCAGUAUCAGAAGCACCAAGAGUUUGACAACCACAUAAACUCCUAUGACCAUGCUCACAAGCAGGAAGGAACUCGGGAUUAUUGCCCAACAGGGAUGAUAGCUGAUGUAUUGAAAGCAAACCCUUCUAAUUUGGGAGUCCAGAUCACAAGAAGGUUGAAAGAUCUCAAGCAAAGGGAAUUUGCUCGCAAUGUCUCGUCGAGAUCCCGGAAAGAUGAGAGGAAGCAGGAGAAAGCCCUGCGGCGCCUGCACGAGCUGGCUGAGCAGAGGAGGCAGCCUGAGUGUGCUCCUGGAAGUGGGCCCAUGUUCAGGACCACCACGGUGGCUGUGGACGAGGAGGGUGGAGACGAUGAUGAUUCCGCAGCCAACAGUGGCUUCGUCCAGACGAGCUCCGGCCAGGCCACAGAGAUGACCACGGACAGAGGCUUCCUGAACACUGGACAGGGCACUGUGAUGUCAGGCCAGACAUCACAGGGGGCACAGGCCAUCAGCUUUGGCAUUAAGAGCUCUCUGGGAACUCCACUACAGAAGAUCGGCGUGUCCUUUUCCUUUGCCAAGAAGACCCCAGUGAAGCUGGAGACCAUCGCUUCUGUUUUCAAGGACCACGUGGAUGAGUCCAGUUCUGCAGACGGGGCAAAAGGUGAUGAGAAGGGGUCCUCGGAGGCUGGCAGCCUGCAGAAGUCUGGGGAGGGUGAAGGCACCAGUAAUUCUGAUGGCAAGGCGGAGGACGAUGACCAGCACGACAAGGACAGCGGGGCUCUGGCCAGCACUUUAUCCAAACUGAAGAAGAUGAGGCGAGAAGAUGGACCAACGGCCGUGGAACCAGAAUAUUACCACUACAUCCCCCCAGCCCAUUGUAAAGUAAAGCCCAACUUUCAAUUCCUGCUUUUCAUGAAGGCUACUGAGCAAACGGAAGCGGAAAAUGGGAACAAAAAAAACGCGCACGAAGCGAAAAAGGGGAGUUCCCCCAAACCCAAACCCAGCAAGCACAUGGAAAAGGCUGCUGAGAGUACGGGGCAGCAGAAGGAGCAGAGUACUACUGAAACUGCAGCUCAGCAGGGCAAAACAGAACGAAAAGACAUCCCAGAGAAUGAAAAUACACAGGAGAGUAAGCACCUUCCAGAGAGCAAUCCCCCGGAGCCAGACACUGCUAAAGAAGCUCCUCCUCCUGCCUCAGGCUGCAGAGAUGGCUCUGAGGGACCAAAGCACCCCACGGGACCUUUUUUCCCUGUUCUGAGUAAGGACGAGAGUACAACACUGCAGUGGCCUUCAGAACUGCUCAUCUUCACCAAAGCUGAGCCCUCUGUGUCCUACAGCUGCAACCCCCUGUACUUCGACUUCAAGCUCUCCCGUAACAAGGAUGCAAAAGGGAAAGAGGCAGACAAAUCCAAGGAUCAUGGGGGGCUUUGUAAAGACAAUGCUCAGAGUGCAGAACCUGGUGAGGUGAGCAAAGCCAAGGAGGCUGAAAGUGUAGAGAAUAGUUCCGCUCAAAAGAUGGAAAACAAAUCCCAGAGCAAGCAGGAGUCCAGUCUGGGAAGCAUCAGUAAGGGAGAGGGGGCGGACAGCAGUAAGACUAUAACGGGUAAGAGUAAAUCUGGAAGGUCCCAUAAACACAAAAAGAAAAAGAAGCACAAAAAGUCCAGCAGACACAAACGCAAACACAAGGAGGAAGCUGAGGAGAAGGCCCGGAAAGCUGAACUGGGGGAAGAGAAACCCAAGAAACGGAAAAGGCACAGGCACAAAAAAGGUAAAUCCUCCCUUUCGACGGAGUCAGAGCGGGCGCUGAAACCUGAACCGUCUGAAGACUGCAGCCAUUUCCAGAAGAAAAAGCGAUGUUCCCAGGAGUCCCAGAGGAAAUCCCUGUCUGCUGAGGAGGGAAGCAGCAGUAAAAAAGAGGAUGGGGGUAACUCCUGCCAAGAGCAUGGGAGCAAAAGACACAAGGCUGAGCUGCAACAGGUGCCUGGCGCGAGGAGGCGCUGCCCAGCGCUGGCUCAGGCCCGGAGCAGCUGCCGGAGCCGGCAGAGCAGCGGCGACGACGACAGUGACGAGGGUUCCCCUGGCAAGCACUGCCACCAGAAGUCCCCGUCGCAGUACAGCGAUGACUACGACUCGGGCAGCGAGCACUCCCGCAGCCGCUCCCGCUCGGGCCGCAGGCACUCCUCGCACAGGUCCUACUCCACCAGCUCGGACGCGUCCUCGGAGCACAGCCGCUACAGCCGCCACAGGAGCUACUCGGACGACAGCUACAGCGACUACAGCGACCGUUCCCGCUGCCACUCCAAGCGCUCCCAGGACUCGGAGGAUGACUCCGACUACAACAGCUCAAACCACCGCUCGAAGCGGCGCAAAUACUCCUCGUCAGAAGAUGACUACAGCUCGAGCAGGAGCAGGUCCAGGAGUCGGAGCAGGAGCCGAACUCACCCUCGAGGCAGGUCGAGAUCGAGGAGCCGGGGCAGGAGCCGCAGCAGCAGCUGCAGCCGCAGUCGGAGCAAGAGGAGGAGCCGCAGCGUGACGGGCCGCAGCUGGAAGCGCAGCCGCAGCUACAGCCGGGACCGCAGCCGCAGCACCCGCAGCCACUCGCAGAGGUCCCUGUCACGGAAGGGCUCGCGGGGCCACGAGAGCCCCGAGGAGCGAAGGUCCGGCAGAAGGGACUUCAUUAGGUCCAAGAUCUAUCGCUCCCAGUCUCCUCACUAUUUCCGGACGGGCCGAGGUGAAGGGUCGCUGCCGAAGAAGGAGGAUGGCAAAGGAGAGGAUCUGAAAGGAUCUGGCUCCCUGUCCCAGAAUAGCAGCGGCUCUGGCAUGGGGCGGGCCUCGGAAGGGGACUGCAGUCCUGAGGAGAGGAACUCCGUCACCGCAAAGCUGCUCUUGGAAAAGGUGCAGUCCAGGAAGGUUGAGAAGAAGCCCUGCGUCACUGACGAGAUGCUGUCAGGGGCAAACAAAGUGGGCAUAAAGCUCAAAGAUCCUCCCCAGGGCUACUUUGGCCCCAAACUGCCUCCUUCCUUAGGCAACAAACCGGUUCUGCCCUUAAUUGGGAAGUUGCCAACCAUUCGGAAACCAAACUCCAAAAGAUACGAGGAGUCUGGCUUGGAGAGGGGCGAGGAGCAGGAGCUGUCAGAUGCCGAGGAUAGUUCCCAAGGCAUGGAGGAGGGUCAGCUGGCCGGCCAGUCUCUCCUGGAAGAUGUGGUGAUGGUAAUUCAGGACAAACCUCUGGAUGAGCAGAAACGUGACGAAGCCUCUGGGGAGAUGCCGUCUCUUCCCCUGGACGCUCCGGCGCUUCCGGAGUGCUUUGGCUCCGGAGAUCUGGUCAUGCCACACAACUUCCUCUCGGAUCCGAGCGACGGUGACGGGCUGGAGCCUAUGGACGGGGGCAACCGGCCAGUCCCAGUGGAAACCAGUAUGAUGCCCUUAGUUCCGGAUGUUGAGCACUUUCCUGGCUACGUGCCUCAGAGCGGGGAGCCAAGCAUGGAAGGAGAUCGGGAUGGGGGAGAAGAUUCCUCUCUAGCCCCACUGGAGAGCCAGCCCAUCACCUUCACGCCCGAGGAGAUGGAGAAGUACAGCAAGCUGCAGCAGGCCGCCCAGCAGCACAUCCAGCAGCAGCUGCUGGCCAAGCAAGUGAAGGCCUUCCCCACCUCGGCCGCCCUGGCGCCGGCCGCGCCCGCGCUCCAGCCCAUCCACAUCCAGCAGCCGGCGGCGGCGUCGGCCACGUCCAUCACGACGGUGCAGCACGCCAUCCUGCAGCACCACGCCGCCGCCGCUGCCGCCGCCAUCGGCAUCCACCCCCACCCGCACCCGCAGCCCCUCGCUCAGGUCCACCACAUCCCCCAGCCACAUCUGACACCCAUUUCCUUGUCCCACCUGACCCACUCGAUUAUUCCGGGGCACCCCGCCACGUUCCUAGCCAGCCACCCCAUCCACAUCAUUCCGGCGUCUGCCAUCCACCCGGGCCCCUUCACCUUCCACCCUGUCCCUCACGCUCUCUACCCGACCCUCCUGGCUCCGAGGCCGGCAGCCGCCGCUGCUGCCACAGCCCUGCACCUCCACCCCCUGCUGCACCCCAUUUUCUCAGGACAGGACUUGCAGCAUCCACCCAGCCACGGCACAUGAAGGACAAAACGAAGGAACCUCGGAGGAAGGAGAAUAUUUGGUGUUUUGGGAAGAGGUUGGAGUCGAGCCAGCGGGCAGGUGAGGCCUGAGCAUUUCCUUUCACUCUUGAGCAGCCAAAGAAGCCGGGGGCUCGAGGGCUGGGCAGUUGGCUGUAUCCCAGGGAAGUCCCGCUCCGACUCCUCCGUGCACGCGGCAGCACUGCUCCAGAAGAACCAUUUCACCUUUAGAUCAGCGAGACACUUGGAAAGGCUUUUUCUCCCCCCGGAUUCUUACACUUGGUCAUCUUCCUUCUGCCACCUUGUAUAUGAUAAAUGAGGUUUCAUACCCACUGAUAGGAUCUCUAAAAAUCCUUUUAAUGAGGUCAUCUCAUUAAAAUAGCAUGAUUGAACCUGACUUGUAAUCGGUCAUGGAACAUCGGGAGCUGCUGGCUGCAGGGGGGCUGGAGGCCUCAGCUUUCAGGCACUGCAGGAGGUUCCUUGGCCCCUGUCUCUGCAGACAUGGGGUUUUCUUGGUGUGAGCAGCCAAAGUGGAAGAUCUUAGUGUAAAGAGGAGGAGGAGCUCUGUGUGUGUGCCCAGAGCUCCCUUCCUUCCCCAUCCUGCCUCCAAGGUUCUCCUGCGCCAGGACCAUGCCUAAAUAUCCCGGACUGGAGAAAGGUUCUGGGGUUGGGAUUACAGUCUGGGCUUUGACCACUCUUCUCCUAAAUGGGGGGAAAAAAUCACUUUGAAUUCCAUCUUCUGUGGGGUUGGGAAAGAGGCACUGGGAUGGGAGAGAGAAGGAAAAUCCUGUUAGGAAUUGAAGCAAUACAGAGGACGGGGGAGUGCGGCCUGGAUGUAAAACGUGUUCUUUCCUCUGUAACACUGAUGGUUUCCUUAUUAAUUUAUAGGAUUUUUUUUUUAAUGUAAAGAAUUGCACUGAACUCUGUAAACAAAGAUGCUGCUUUUUGUAGCUCCUAUCAAAGGUUACAUUUGUAGUAUAUCGCAAUAAUAUUUUUUACAGCCAGUUCUUAGUGGUACUUGUUCUGGUGGCUUCUGUGUAAAUAUGUUUGCCGUAGGUGACCCAAGACACUUGUAAAGGUUCAAUUUAUAGUUUCAGCUAGAUGCAGAACAGCUAAGCAUGUAUAUUUUAUCAAGCUCAUGUAUUUUUGAAGUUUUUAUGUAGUAUAAAAUGUAAAAACAAACAAAAAAAAUCUUCAUUUAGAAUUUUGCAGAAGAAAAAAAAAAUCAAACGGUGAGACUUGGGCAAGGUGAGGGGUGUGGGGGUGGCAGUGACUCUGGCAGGUUCUGUGUUCUUCCCUGCCAUAGGAAUAGGCACUGGAGCAGCCUGGGGAGCAGCAGGAAUUCAGGGUGCUCCCAGAGAAUAGGAGCCCUUUUUUUUUUCCUUUCCUUUUCCUCCGCUUUGGAAGCAGUAAUGCGCAGACCCUGCUGGUGCAGGAGGAGCCUUGGGACUGUUCCCAGCCCACGCAGAGGGGUUACCCCAGCUUAGUCCAUAAGGGAUUUCCCAGUUCUCCCAGCGUCACCCAGCUCAGGUGACGCUGCCCAUGGGAGCUUCCCCACCCCAGUGCAGGGGAUGUCCCCACUGCUGCUGUCCCCACUCACAGGGCACUGCUGGUGUCACAGCCCUUGGGCCACCACCGCUGGAGGGAGGGAUUUCAGAGCAGUGUGGGGAUGUGGUGACAUCCCUGUCCCUUUCCUGUCCCAUUCUCCAUCUUCAUCCUCUUCCCUGUCCCCUCCUGGAGUGCAGCACGAGGCCAGGCAGAGUCAAAGGAUCAAAACCCCCUGAGCUCCCUCACCGUGUAAAUGAGAGAUUGGAGCAGGUCAGAGUGACAGCAGUCACAAAAAAGGGACUCAAUUUCCUGUACAUACCGAACAAUUCAGUGUUACUGUCAGAGCUGAGCUUCAUGGGGCCCAUCCGUGCCCUGGCCCCAUCAUGCUGGGGGCAGGGAUUGUUUUUGGACUUCAGGAUAGCGCUAAAAUAAUUAACCUGUCAUUACUUACAAGCAUAAACAGACUGUAUUUAACUUUGUCACAUAAGAUAUAUAUAAAAUAUAUAUAUAUGCUGUAAAGUGAGGGGAAAAAAAACCUUUCUAAUAAACCAAUGAUUUGUGGAAAAA
Motacilla alba alba is the source of this 15504-nucleotide messenger RNA. It is a transcript of the gene GPATCH8, whose product is annotated as G-patch domain containing 8. Gene Ontology annotation, molecular function: nucleic acid binding. The record is from RefSeq and is a predicted model, not a curated record. The transcript is spliced from 10 exons. Gene Ontology annotation, cellular component: nucleus. The coding region runs from base 9023 to 13393 and encodes 1456 amino acids. Lineage: Eukaryota; Metazoa; Chordata; Aves; Passeriformes; Motacillidae.